AUGGCUGAGGAUAUCGGCGGAUAUGGCCCAACUAUCAUCGCAACAAUGUGGGCGGAGACGGGCAUUACGCUUGUGUUUGUGGCUUUGAGGUUAUACACGAGAAUACGCAUAAACAGGACAGUGGGAUGGGAUGAUUACCUGAUAUCACUGGCUUCGAUAAUGAUGAUACCGUUCUCAGCGGCAACCACUCUCGCAACAAUGCAAGGCCUUGGGAGACACUCCGCCGAGCUCAGUCUUGACCAAUUCAUGCAAUCAACAAGAUAUAUAGUUAUCGGUCAAACUUUCUCUCUGGUGGGAAUAGCAGCCAGCAAAGCCUCCGUAGCCGCUUUCCUCCUCCGAAUAACCAUCCACCAAUGGCACAAGUGGAUCCUCUACAUAUUAAUAUUGGUCGUCAGCUUGGGAUGUUUCGUCUGCGCGUUAUUCGACUAUAUACGCUGCGACCCGAUAGAGAGUAUUUGGAACUUCUUCAUUCCCGGGAAAUGCUGGAUGGAUGCCAAAGGCUUCACCACCCUCUCAGCUGUAGUAGGAGGAAUCUCAGCAGCAGCCGAUUUUAUACUGGCAAUUCUGCCCUGGUUUAUCCUCUGGAACCUGCAAAUGAAACGAAAAGACAAAAAUCUGAUCGCGUCAUCCAUGAGCCUGGGAUUCUUUGCUGGAGUCUGCGGCAUAAUCAGAACCACAACCGUGGAACGGAUAUUUACCGGAGUCGACUACUCAUACGAAACAGUCGGCCUAAUCCUCUGGUCCUCGACCGAACUAACAGUCACAAUCCUAACCGCCACAAUCCCCACAUUACGCCCAUUAUACAAACAACUUUUCCUCCGGCAAGCAGCGCACUCCUACCGCCUAAACGCCGUCCAAAAGUCUCCUUCAAACUUCAACUUCUCACCCUACGUCCCCUCAACAUACCGAAAUAAAUCCUCCGUUUCCACCAGCAGAACAGACUCCGACCGCUCAGACAAGAGCAUAAUAAACCACGGUGCUGGACCCGGGAGUGGGUCCAUAGUGUGUACGGACGUCGUGUACGUGGAGUUUGAGGAGCGGGAGAACCCAGCGACGCCGGAUUUGGAGCGGUGGAAUAAGAGGCAUGCGCAGAUGUGGGAGGUUGUUUGA
Molecule: messenger RNA, 1110 nt
Organism: Hyaloscypha bicolor E
Lineage: Eukaryota; Fungi; Ascomycota; Leotiomycetes; Helotiales; Hyaloscyphaceae
Exons: 4
Coding region: 1-1110 (369 amino acids)
Source: RefSeq, a predicted model, not a curated record